AAGAAAAGGGCCACCUAGAACUUCAGUAUGAAGAACUUCUUGCAGAACUGGGGUCUGUGGAAAAACUGAAAGCAGAAGAACUUCUGACGGCCCCAAGAUUUGAAGAGCAGCCGAAGGAGCAAACGGAAGAUAUUCCUGAAAAAUUAACGGAAAUAGAUGGAGCAUCACACCGACCUUUGAGACAAGAAGUGGCUGAAAAGAAGGCAGAUGACAUGACGACCGAAGAAAAGGUUGGACACAUCCCAGAAGAAUAUGAAACUAGGUCAACACAAGAGGUGUUAGAAAACAGAGUGGAUCAAGAUGACAUAAAUGUUGUGAUAAAUGAGUUGGAUGAGCAACCAGGCCAGGUAAGUCCUAGUUUAACCCUUCAGGAAGCCUCACUAGGAAUUGCUGCAGAUGAAGAUUUAAGUCCCAACGUCUUGGAUGACAAAGACGAAGACCAGUUGGAACAAGACAGAGCAGCUGAGAAGGAGAAUGAUGAUAUACAAGCUGAAGGUGACAAGGGCAAAGACCAAUUGGAACAAGACAGAGCAGCUGAGAAGGAGAAUGAUGUACAAGCUGAAGGUGACAAAGGUGAAGACCAGUUGGAACAAGACAGAGCAGCUGAGAAGGAGAAUGAUGUACAAGCUGAAGGUGACAAAGGCAAAGACCAAUUGGAACAAGACAGAGCAGCUGAGAAGGAGAAUGAUGUACAAGCUGAAGGUGACAAAGGUGAAGACCAGUUGGAACAAGGCAGAGCAGCUGAGAAGGAGAAUGAUGUACAAGCUGAAGGUGACAAAGGCGAAGACCAGUUGGAACAAGACAGAGCAGUUGAGAAGGAGAAUGAUGUACAAGCUGAAGGUGACACUCAAGCUGACAUAGACAGAUCUAUUCAGGAUGGGAAUUCAGAGUAAUUCUACAAUUCAUGUAUACUUGGAAGGAAAUCCUGUUGCUUUCAAAAGAAGGUAAUCUAAAAAGGAUGGUUUUUGAGGGUGUGAUACUGACAGUUUUCCAGCAUAGCUGCACUAGGAUGUUAUAUGGAGAAGAUUGAUCAUUAGACGGUAACCAGUCAUGGGAAAGUAUGUGUACGACGCGACUCUUCAAAACCUGGUGUGUUCCUGUAAUUUUUUGUUUUUAUGAUUUUAUCUGUUGGAAGGAAUGAUAUCUAUCUACAACUGGAAAUCCUGUUAUACAACUGAUUGCAAGCAAAGCUCAAUAAGUAGUAAGAUUCUUGCAUCUUGUGGGUGAUUUGGGAAGGUAUUCUUCUCACGGCCAUGGUUGACACCGUUCAUGCAAGACAUUUUGUUAUGUGUGUAGAACCACCCUCAAUGCUAUAGAUGUGUGACACUGAUUUGGAGACACAUUAUAUCAACUUGUGGCUCUGUAUAUGAGACAUGUAUAUUCUACAUACGGGUCGCAUUCAGAUGUACAGGUGCAUAUAGUGUCUCCAAAACAUUAUCAACAUCUAUCUAUAUGUGUAUGUGUGUGUAAAAUAAGACAGGAUGCAAACUUAAUACCCUCACUCACACAAUCUGUGAUUAGGUGGCUAUGUUUGAACACAGUCCAUUUCAUUAUGGUUCAGUGCAAACCCAGAAAGUGAGUUAAUUCCUAAACCAGGUUAAGGGUGAAUGCAGUGACAUGCUUUCUAAAAAAAAAAUGUUGCCAGGUAAAGCAUUCAGUAGCAGACUUAUUCAAUCUUCCAAACCAAUUGUCAUUAAAAGUAGUAGCCUUCUACCUUCAUUCUCUGAAAGAAUAUUGCAGAUAAAUACUUCUUGAAAAUGGUACAUUUUGGAGGUCAAAAGACCGUUCUUAAAUGUACUGAACUUCAUAGAGAUGAGGAUUGAUUUGGAUUUGGAUUUUUAAGAGGUGUUAUUAGGAUAAGAUUUUGAAUUUAGUAUUGAAAUAUAG
This is a messenger RNA of Protobothrops mucrosquamatus (brown spotted pit viper), 1887 nucleotides long. RefSeq lists its product as uncharacterized. Lineage: Eukaryota; Metazoa; Chordata; Lepidosauria; Squamata; Viperidae. The record is from RefSeq and is a predicted model, not a curated record. The coding region runs from base 213 to 893 and encodes 226 amino acids. The transcript has 3 exons.